Diabrotica virgifera virgifera (western corn rootworm) is the source of this 868-nucleotide messenger RNA. RefSeq names its product protein mono-ADP-ribosyltransferase PARP12. The coding region runs from base 110 to 802 and encodes 230 amino acids. The record is from RefSeq and is a predicted model, not a curated record. The transcript is spliced from 2 exons. Lineage: Eukaryota; Metazoa; Arthropoda; Insecta; Coleoptera; Chrysomelidae. Gene Ontology annotation, molecular function: NAD+ poly-ADP-ribosyltransferase activity.
UUAAACUAUCUUAUCACACACAAAAAUUUUGCGAUUGUAAACAACACUGCCAAAUCAAUUUAUUCGUCAUUCUAAAUAUCCCUCAUUCUAAAUCAACCGCAUUCUAAAUAUGGAAAGAAUCUGCAAAUCAGAUAUUUUAGAACAAUUAAUAUUCUACAGCCACACGGUCUUUCCGGAUAAUACCAUUUAUAAAUCUGAAGAACUGUCGUCGCAGAAUGAAGAAUAUAAACAAAUAUCUAAACUUUUUAAGGACAAAAAUAAGAAGAUAUUUCAGAUUCAGAAGAUAGAAAGAAUACACAAUCCCUAUCUGCUAACACAAUAUGCUAUAAAGAAGAAGCAUUUGGAGAAACUGAGCAAACAAGAAAAAACAGAAAUACCAAGAGAGAAACGUUUGUUUCAUGGAACCGGUAAAGAUGAAAUGGAAAGUAUUUGCAAAGCAAAUUUUGACUGGAGACGUAAAGGUACAAACGUUGGUCACAGAUUUGGACAAGGAGUAUCAUUUUCAGCUAAUCCGUACUAUGCUACACAUUACACUGAUGAUAAAGACGAGAUCAAGGUUAUAAUUGUGGCUAAGGUUUUGGUUGGACAUACAUGUAUUGGAAAUAAAAUGAUGAUUAUACCGGGCAACUGCGACACUAGUACAGAUAAAGAAGGUCAAAUUUUUAUUAAAUAUGAUGAUGGAACCUUCUAUCCAGAAUAUCGGAUAUAUUAUACGGGAUUUGACCCGGAAAAAUCAUGUUACUGUCAACAAAGAACGAGAACAAUCAGUUUAGGAGAUUUUAUUCCUGACCUGAUUAAGUAAACAGUAUACAUUAAGCUGUUUUUAGUUUUAAUAAAAUAAAAUAUUGUGUUUCACGUUUCAAAAGCC